Molecule: messenger RNA, 533 nt
Organism: Branchiostoma floridae (Florida lancelet)
Lineage: Eukaryota; Metazoa; Chordata; Leptocardii; Amphioxiformes; Branchiostomatidae
Product: isoaspartyl peptidase/L-asparaginase-like
Molecular function (GO): asparaginase activity
Source: RefSeq, a predicted model, not a curated record
GAACAGGUUCUGUGUUGAACAGUGCAGGAGAUGUGGAGAUGGAUGCCAUCAUCAUGGAUGGACGGAGCUUGCGGGCGGGGUCAGUAGCCUGUGUCCAGAACAUCGCCCAUCCGGUCAGCCUGGCCAGACAGGUCAUGGAGAAGACGGACCAUACCAUGAUUGUUGGGGAGGGAGCUAACCUGUUUGCAAAGGAGCUGGGCAUACCCCAGGUGCCUCCCGACCAGCUGGUGACGGACAUCGCCAGGCAACAAUGGGAGGAGUACCACAAGUACAAGAGAGCAGUCAACGAACUGUUUGACUCACAGCUUGGUCAUGACACAGUUGGAGCCGUGGCAGUAGACUCGGAGGGAAAUGUUGCCUGUGCCACUUCUACUGGUGGUAUUACUGCCAAGAGGGUUGGACGUGUCGGGGACUCCCCAGUCAUAGGUUGUGGAGCCUAUGCAGACAAUGAAACAGGAGCAGUGUCCUGUACAGGGCAUGGGGAGGCGAUAAUGAGCGUCACUUUAGCCAGAACAGUCACCUUCAACAUGGAG